AUGUCUUUGGAUGACGAACUCAUCACAGAACCAAAUGCAAAGCGGGCAAAAUCCGGACAGUAUGUCGAAAAUGGCAUCAAGAGGUCAACGCGCACGCCGACAGAACGGGUGAUCGAGGCUCUCUUUUCAGAAUCCGUGAUGGCAAAGCUGUGGAAUGUCGCAUCCAAAGCCCUCAGAAGCAGUAAGCCACCGGUUCUUUACCCCGAAUACACCGGCAAAGAUGGCACCACAUACGUCUACCGAUCUCUCGACUUUUGGACAUCCGGCUUUUUCCCAGGAUCUUUGUACCUUAUCCACGAACGUCAAAUUAAGUAUCCACAGGCAAUAAACCACCAAUACUGUCCUCACCCCCUUCAAAUGGCGCAUCUGUGUCGGUUGUGGACAGCCAACCUACAUCAGAAUGCGCUGAAGCGUGACACCCAUGACUUAGGUUUCAUGAUCGCACCGUGGGCCAUGCAGGCCUGGAACAUCUACCAUGAUCCGACUGCAUACAACACUCUCGUCAUGGCAGCUCACUCGCUCGCUAGUCGGUUCAACGCUACAACGAAAUGUCUUCGAAGCUGGGACGUCUGCAUCACGAACCGAUACUCAUUCACAGACCCAUCACAGGAUUUCCUGGUUAUCAUUGACAACAUGUUGAACCUGGACCUUCUCUUCUGGGCGGCGCACGAGACUUCAAACAAGUCACUUUACGAAAUUGCUCUGGCGCACGCAUGCACGACGCAGAAACACCAUAUCCGCGAAGAUAAUACCACAUUCCACGUGGUUAAUUUUGAUGCAGAGACUGGGGACGUCAAGGCCAAGUUCACGAAUCAGGGAUACGGCGAUGACAGCUGCUGGGCUCGUGGGCAGGCGUGGGGAAUCCUAGGUUUCAUGCAAACAUUUGAAUGGACGGCAGACUCGUCAUUCCUCAACACGGCGAAAGAUCUGGCUGAUUAUUUUAUUGCAAAUCUUCCAGCAGAUGGUGUUCCGUACUGGGAUUUUAGUGUCCCAGUUACUGCGGCCAGCCCACGGGAUACUUCGGCUGCUAUGAUCGCCGCUUGUGGCAUGCUUCUUAUUUAUAAGGCGCUCAGAAACACCCCAGAGGCUGAUCACUAUCUGUCCGAGGCUAUUAGCAUUGUUGAUGCCACCGUCACAAAGUUCUUGAACCCACCGACCUUUCGAUUCAAGUCUACUCAGCAUCCCUCGCAAGUUGCUGUUUUUCAAGACGGCGAUAUUGACGACAACGAUGGUGACGGUUUCGAUAUUUUAUCUAUCGUAGAUGUUUCCGAUUCUAAACCCCGCGACACUAUUUUGGAUGGAGCAACUAUUAACAACUUUGAGUUUGCACCAAGGCGUUGGUCCAACCACGGGCUGGUCUACGCCGACUAUUACUUCCUUCGUUUCGGCAAUAUGCUUCUCGAGUUGGGUCUGGUCGAUGCACCGGAAUUCUCCAUCCAUCAUAGAAUAUAA
Penicillium riverlandense is the source of this 1452-nucleotide messenger RNA. Its product is annotated as glycoside hydrolase family 88 protein. The record is from RefSeq and is a predicted model, not a curated record. The transcript is spliced from 3 exons. Gene Ontology annotation, molecular function: chondroitin hydrolase activity. Lineage: Eukaryota; Fungi; Ascomycota; Eurotiomycetes; Eurotiales; Aspergillaceae. Bases 1 to 1452 code for a protein of 483 amino acids. Gene Ontology annotation, biological process: polysaccharide catabolic process.